Molecule: messenger RNA, 2118 nt
Organism: Colletotrichum higginsianum IMI 349063
Lineage: Eukaryota; Fungi; Ascomycota; Sordariomycetes; Glomerellales; Glomerellaceae
Product: Ankyrin and het domain protein
Exons: 2
Coding region: 1-2118 (705 amino acids)
Source: RefSeq, a predicted model, not a curated record
AUGGCCUCGUAUUACCCCUACAAACCCCUCAACCUCCCGCACGAAACCCGCAUCCUCACGGUGCACCCCGGAAAGUUCGCCGACGAGGUCCGGUGCAGCAUCGCGCACCUCUCCCUCGCCUCGCCGCAGGAACCGUACGAGGCCCUCAGCUACUGCUGGAACAAGGGCGUCGACCGUGAUCCGGGCAUCGACCCGGACACCGAGAUCCCCUGGGCCGUCCACGGCAGAGACGAGGCCGGCAACACCGUCGCCGCGUCCGGCCGGUCCAGGUGGAGGGACCUCGUCGACCACCCGUACCAGGGCGAGAACUACAUCCGCAUGGGGGGCCGGAUGCCGGACGCGCCCGUCCUCUGCGACGGCGAGCUGUUCCGCGCGCUGCGGCGCCUGCGGAGGGAAGACGCCGCGCUGCGCAUCUGGGUCGACGCGCUGUGCAUAAACCAGAGGGACGUGGCGGAGCGGAACGAGCACGUCAGGAUCAUGGGGCGCGUGUACGCGGGCGCGGAGCGGACGCGGGUGUGGUUGGGCGAGUCGACGCAGAUGGACGUCCACGCCGUGCAGACCAUGUUUGCGAUAUCCGACGUCUUUGACGACUUGUUCGUCGGGCGCAACAUCGUUGGGGACGAUUCGACGAUGCAGGAGGUCCAGUGGCAUUUCCACAACACCGCCGACACGUCCAGCUUGGACUGGGGUCUGCUGGCGAACUUGCUCGACCGGGCCUGGUUCAAACGGACCUGGAUCAUCCAAGAGGUCGUCAACUCCCGCGACAUCUCGGUCCACCUCGGCUCGAUGGAGUUCCCGUGGGACCUGAUGGCCCAGAUCAUCACGACGCUUUCCGCGUUCAAGCUCCAGGCGCUCAUCAGCGAGUGCAAGGCUUUCAAGGCCAUCGCGUACAUGGAGCACCUGCGCACGGCGCGCGCUGACGGAUCUGGUUCUCCUGCGACGACGGACCUCCUCACCAUGCUCGAGGAGCUGCGAGAUUUCAAAGCCACGAUCCCCAGCGACAAGAUCUACGGCAUCCUCGGGCUCGCCCAGCAUGACGAUGACUUUGUCGUGGACUAUGCCCAGUCUCCCGAGGAGGUCUUCACGGGGUUCGCCGUAAAACAGCUCGAGUCUGGUGCCCUGCACAUUCUUACUCACUGCGUGGACUCGUCGAAACCGACGACGUUGGCGCUGCCGUCGUGGGUCCCGGACUGGAGCCGCCCUGGCUGGACGGAGCCGUUCAGGAUCCGUGGGCUGAAGGCGUCGGCAUCCGGCGAGGCCAAGCCCAGCAUCAUCAUUAAUGAGAGCACAGGAGUCUUGCGAAUCAAAGGACGAAUACUCGACGCGGUAGCGGAGGUCGAGACAGCAAGACAUAUCCCGAACCCGAACCAGCGAGGUCCCUUGGAUGGCAGCAUCAAAGACGUGGAUUUCCCCGAGAUGGCGCGUUACGGAGGACCGACGAUGGACGGAGAGCAAUUCCAAGGUGAUGACGGCGAUGACGGCGAUGGCGACUCCAAGACAAAGAAACCCGUCAACGAUGCCGAGUACAGGCUCAGAAAGACCAUGGAGAGGAUGGGCGAGCACGCCGAGAAGUGGUACCGCAGCCUCAUCGACGUCGCGUUCCCCGACAAGAGGGCCACGCCGCGGCUGUGGGAGAACCUCUGGCGGACGCUGAUGUGCGACCGCACGCGCGACAACGACCGCCCCGGCGACGAGUGCGCGGCCGGGAUGGAUGUCUACUACUCGAGCGUCCUCGAGCCCCGGAAGGGCAUCGCGCGGAUCCUGCAGGACCGGACGGAUCACCGGGUCGCGUCCCACGGGCUCGCGCCACGGGACGGGGAGGCGUAUUACAUGAGGGAGAAGGUCGCCGCCGAGACGUUCAUCGGGGCGCACACGAAGUGGACGUAUAACCGCCGGUUCUUCCGGUCCGCAGAUGGGCGCUUCGGCUGGGCCGUCGACGGGACCGGGCCUGGAGACCGCGUGGUGGUAUUGUACGGGUGCGAUUAUCCCUUCAUCCUCAGAGACACUGGCCGGGGUUCGUUUAGGAUCAUUGGUGAUUGUUACAUUCAUGGGCUCAUGGACGGCGAGGGUAUGGAGAACAAGGCCUCAUUUACGGAGAUGGAGUUUGAUAUUGUGUAA